AUGCGGUACACUAUCCGGCAAGUAACAGUAAGGACAAACGACCUCCGAGUACGGACAAUUAACUUUUACGAUCUGAGAUUGAGUCGAAGACAGAUCCAUGCCCCACCGCUGACAUAUAUUCUCCUCCAGCGACCCCAUCUGCUCCAGGCUCCGGCAGGAGAUGAGAAUAAUGAUCUCCUUCCUGGAAGGCACGUGGGCCUGCUCUGGAGGAGAUUAGCAAGCCCUGAUAACCUGCAAGCGUUCGAUCAAGGCCUACCUCCAGGUCGGCAUAUUAUAGGCCCCGAAGAAACACGCAAUCAACAGUAUGCUGAGGACCAUAGUGAUGUAGCAGACAUCCGGUGUACACCUCGCUCCUUAAACACUCCAGAGCAGAGAGGUACCUUACUAGAUCCACUGGACAGAGGUUCUUGGAGGACCUCCGAACUCGCCGAACUGGCUGGAGCCAUAACUAAGCGAAAGGACCGCCGUGCUAACUACCCUGCAACUCGAUUAUCUUCCAGGACGGAAAACCCAUCAGCUGUGGAAAUUGUGUCCAGGAGAAGAUUAGGAGGAAAUUCGACCGCGGGAGCUGUUUUCACUACGUAG
This is a messenger RNA of Nezara viridula (southern green stink bug), 585 nucleotides long. The record is from the annotation of a GenBank genome assembly. Lineage: Eukaryota; Metazoa; Arthropoda; Insecta; Hemiptera; Pentatomidae.